ACUCGGACACGACGCUCGCCAUUCUCGUGUUUAAAAAAGUUCAACGUUCCAUUUUCAAACGAUUGACAAAUCGCGCGCCCGUUCGAAUUUGACGUUCUAAUUCUUAUUUGAUUUUUUUUAUUGUUUUAAAUUCAGAUAGAUAGUAAAUUUUAGUGUUUGUGAGUGGCAGUUUUAAAAAGUAAAAGGAGGUGGCACUAAAUUUGAUUAUACAAAAGAUGCGUUCACAUUAGUGAGGUAACGUAGAAAAAUUCAAAAUGGCGGCGCGUCCCGCCGCCGUGGUCGUGGAGCGCGCCUACAAGUAUUAUGGCAAGCAGGACAAGCCAGAUUACAAGCCAGUACUCAAUUACCUCGAUAUGACAGUCGAGAAAGGGAUCAUUUACGGACUUCUGGGUGCCUCAGGUUGCGGAAAGACAACGCUCCUCUCCUGCAUAGUGGGUAGACGAUCAUUAGACGGGGGAGAUGUCUGGGUGUUGGGGGGGAAACCUGGGGAAAAGGGGAGCGGGGUACCUGGACCUAGAGUUGGAUAUAUGCCACAGGACAUAGCAUUGGUCGCAGAGUUUUCAGUCCGAGACGCGGUCUUCUACUUUGGUCGUAUCUACGGUAUGUCAAUGAAGAAGUUAGUAGAACGCUUCGACUUCCUAACUAAUCUCCUGGACUUGCCCAGCGGUGGACGACUGAUCAAGUCGCUGUCUGGAGGUCAGCAAAGAAGAGUAUCUCUGGCAGCUGCAUUGGUUCAUGAACCAGAAUUGUUAAUCCUGGACGAGCCAACAGUCGGUCUGGAUCCUGUUCUACGAGAAAGGAUCUGGGACUUCCUUGCCGAGCUGGCCAGGGGUGGCACCACAGUUAUCAUCACCACACAUUACAUAGACGAAACGAAACAAGCUCAUAAAAUCGGUCUACUACGUGACGGGCAACUGUUAGCGGAGGACUCUCCAAGUGAGAUCCUGCGUAAAUACGACUGUGAUACUUUAGAAGAUGCCUUCCUCAAGAUGGCGUUGCGACAGCACGAAGUUACCAAUAGGAGACGAUCGACUCUGACUUCAUCACCUGAUGUGAUCCCUGAGAGCAGCAUUGUAACUAAUACCGACAGCCGCUACCAGUCGCGGGAUGACUUCAAUAUCGUAACCAGCAGUACAGAUAUGCUCACUACCAAAGAAAAACCAUCAAAUUGUCCAAGCAAAUCCAAAGCGAGGUACAGAGCUGUCUUUAUUAAAAGCAUUCAACAGUUCUCAAGGCAUCCUGGGGGCUUAAUAUUCUCGGUGUUGUUCCCCAUCAUACAAGCCGUGGCCUUUUUCAUGGCAGUUGGCAGCGAUCCCCGCGACUUGCAUGUCGCUGUCGUUAACGAUGAAGCAGCUUCGUCACCAUACGGUUUAGAUAUUUGCAAAAAUAGUAGUUUAGUGACUGUAAUACGAAACGAUGAUGAUACUUGUGACCAGUAUAUGCUGAGCUGUUGGUUCAUAGAGGAGAUGGAGAAACGAAGGCUCUUUCAGGUACCAUACAACAGCACUUCGCACGGUCAGAGCGCUCUAUCUAGACGUCAGACGUACGCGGUGUUGCACUUCGCGCACAACUUCAGCAGUGCGCUCGGAGCGCGCGUGCGUGACGGCGACGUGCCCGACGAUGUACUGCGGGACAGCAUUGUUAGCGUCUGGCUCGACACUGCCGAUUAUCAGAUUUCUAACUUCAUUAAGAUGCAGCUGCACAAGGCGUACGAACAGUUCACGAGGCGCGCUAUGGCCGCCUGCGGACUGAACGAGGACCUCGUACAGAUUCCCGUUCACUUUGAAGAGCCAGUCUAUGGAUCUAUGGAGGCCCAAAUGGUUGGAUUCAUGGCACCCGGUAUUAUGAUCACUAUAAUUUUCUUCCUGCCGGCCAUAGUGACAUCGACUCUGAUGAUCUCUGACCGGCUGGAGGGCGUGUGGGAGCGCAGCGCAGUGGCCGGCGUCCGCGCCAGGGAGAUGCUCAACGUGCACUGCGCGCUGCAGUCCGUCGUUAUACUCAUGCAGACUUUAGAGAUGAUGGCACUGGCGUACUGGGGCUACAGCUUGCCUUCCCGCGGCUCGCUGCUGACCUGCGGCGCGCUGCUGUUCCUGCAGGGCCUCAGCGGGAUGUGCUACGGCUUCCUUCUCUCCGUGCUCUGCUCCAGUUACACUGUCUCCUUCUUUGUGGCUACAGGCAGCUUCUAUCCUAUGAUACUGCUGUGUGGUAUUCUCUGGCCUUUAGAAGGUAUGUCGGCGGGGCUUAGAGCAGUCGCAUUAGCUCUGCCUUUCACUGUACCUUCAAAGUCACUGAGAGACAUCAUGGAGAAAGGAUCUUCAAUCACAGAUGCUACGGUCUACAAUGGCUUCCUCAUUACGAUAGCGUGGAUAGUCGUUACAAUUAGCUUAUGUUUCCUUAGACUUAAAUAUAAGAAAACGUAGUUUUAUUUCUUAUGAAUACGCUCAAUCGGGUAGCUUGUAAAUAGCUUUUAUAUUU
Molecule: messenger RNA, 2475 nt
Organism: Papilio machaon (common yellow swallowtail)
Lineage: Eukaryota; Metazoa; Arthropoda; Insecta; Lepidoptera; Papilionidae
Product: ABC transporter G family member 20
Exons: 16
Coding region: 255-2420 (721 amino acids)
Cellular component (GO): membrane
Molecular function (GO): ATP binding; ATP hydrolysis activity; ABC-type transporter activity
Source: RefSeq, a predicted model, not a curated record